AUGACGCGCACCAUUUUGAUUACUGCAGCCUCCGGGCACAUUGGACAAGAGCUCCUUCCUCUCCUUGACCGACUGGAAGAAACACGAGUUAUUCUCCCAACUUCAAAUGCUAGCCGCUUGAAAGCAUCUCUUCCAAAUUCCAACGCGGCCACUUUCAUCGUGGAGGAGGGUUCCGUCCGAGAUCCGACAUGGUUCCAGGGACUCCUCACGCAACACGAGGUCGACACAGUUUUUCUAUGUUUGACCGGUGAAGACGAGCUCUUCACAACAAUGAACUGUUUUGAUUGUCUUUCUCGAGCAAAAUCAGUCAAGCAUCUCAUUUACCUCUCCGCCUGCGCAGAUUUUGCAUCUCCCGAAGGUGCGCAGUGGAUUCUGCGGAAUUGUUCGGCAGGACAUGUCCUCGUGAAGAUUCUGACGGAGCAAAAGCUGGUAUAUGGUGACUUUCCUUUCACAUGGACUGUGAUUCGUCCGAGUCUUUUCUUCAUCAAUGACUUGAGAGCAAAGAAGUCUUUGAUUGAGAGCGGUAUGUAUGAUGAGCCGCUGGGCGAAAAUGGCGUUAGUCGUGUGUCGCCGUCGGACAUUGCGCUUGCGGUUAAGAAUGUUUUUGUUGAUGGAAGUGGGAGAUGGGUGGGGAAACAUGUGCCUGUUGGGUCGCAGAAAGCUUACAAGGGUUCUGAGAUUGCAAGGAUCUGGUCGGACGCGCUGGAAAAGGAAGUUGAUAUUUAUCCUGCCAACCAAGACGGCUUCGAGCGAUAUGAGCAUGAGCUGGGGGCUCGGGAGAACGCGAUCUGGGGGAGGGAUAUGAGAUUGAUGGUGGAGUCUUUCGCAAAGGAUGCAUUUUGCAUGACCGAAGAGGAAUACCAAUUGCAGGUUGAGCUUUUGGGGAAAAUUCCCGAGGAUUAUGAAGUGUGGGUCAAGGAUACUGCUUCUAAAUGGUGA
Penicillium verhagenii is the source of this 939-nucleotide messenger RNA. Its product is annotated as SDR family oxidoreductase. The coding region runs from base 1 to 939 and encodes 312 amino acids. NCBI's taxonomy places the organism in Eukaryota, Fungi, Ascomycota, Eurotiomycetes, Eurotiales, Aspergillaceae. The transcript has a single exon. The record is from RefSeq and is a predicted model, not a curated record.